Molecule: messenger RNA, 1089 nt
Organism: Trichoderma virens Gv29-8
Lineage: Eukaryota; Fungi; Ascomycota; Sordariomycetes; Hypocreales; Hypocreaceae
Exons: 2
Coding region: 1-1089 (362 amino acids)
Biological process (GO): L-methylmalonyl-CoA metabolic process
Cellular component (GO): mitochondrion
Molecular function (GO): methylmalonyl-CoA epimerase activity
Source: RefSeq, a predicted model, not a curated record
AUGCCGCUCGCCCUGGAAAUUGCGCUCAAGUUACUCGUAAAACUACCAAGACCUCUACGCGAAGCCAUCAUGCUGGACAUGCGCAUCCCGCCAAUCUCGAACAACCCAUCAAAAGUUCAACUCUCCAGAAUAGGACAUGUGUAUUUCGAACAUCCCGACCUCGAGAAGUUCAGCGAAUUCGCAAAGGACUUCGGCUUUGUGGAGGCUCACAGGGUGAAAGACAGGAUCUAUUACCGCGGAUACGGGAAGGACCCGUUCAUCUAUGUCGCUUCGCAGAGCCCAGAUGGCAAGCCGAGGUUUCGCGGUCCAGCGUUUGUGGCAGCGUCGCAAGCUGAGUUUGACAAAGCCGCGAAGAUAGACGGCGCUAUUGUUGGAUCCUUAGAUGAGGCUCCAGGCAAAGGGCAAAUCGUCACAUUCAACCGACCCGAUAAAACCUUCUUCCAUGUUAUCUAUGGUCAGGAAGAGCGAGUAACAAGUGCAGAGGCACCGUCAGCAAUCCAUGAGCAGCUAGGUCCAUUUAAUAAACCGUUUGACAAGCCAAGGCGAGGCAAGUUCCAGCGGUACCACGAGGGACCAGCACUUGUCCAUAAGUUAGGCCAUUUUGGCUACGUGGUCCCUGACUUUGACGCCGAGUUGGCGUGGUAUACCAACAACUUUAACUUCGUGCCAUCCGACAUUCUCUAUCACUGGGACUUUUCGAACAUGGACGUGCUAACAUUUAUGCAUCUCGACCUGGGCAAGGAAUAUUCCGACCACCAUUGUUUCUUUAUGCAGCGAGCCGAACCACAUGUCAAGAAGAUUUUCCUUCAUCAUACAUCCUAUGAGGUUGAAGACUUUGACACGCAGCUUAUUGGGCAUAACUGGCUUGCAAAGAAAGGCUGGAAAAGCAUUUGGGGGGUAGGGCGUCACAUACUUGGCAGCCAGAUCUUUGACUACUGGGCGGACCCCAGCGGCUUUAAGAUAGAGCAUUAUGCUGAUGGAGAUGUUGUGAACCAGGAUACUGUGACUGAGAGGGAUGUUGUUGGGCCGUUUUCCGUAUGGGGUCCUGAGGUACCUAAGGAUUUUGCGGACAAAGGAGAUGUUGCUUGA